This is a messenger RNA of Oncorhynchus mykiss (rainbow trout), 2931 nucleotides long. RefSeq names its product CDP-diacylglycerol--inositol 3-phosphatidyltransferase (phosphatidylinositol synthase) (gene cdipt). Lineage: Eukaryota; Metazoa; Chordata; Actinopteri; Salmoniformes; Salmonidae. Gene Ontology annotation, cellular component: membrane; Golgi apparatus. Gene Ontology annotation, molecular function: CDP-diacylglycerol-inositol 3-phosphatidyltransferase activity. Gene Ontology annotation, biological process: phosphatidylinositol biosynthetic process. The record is from RefSeq and is a predicted model, not a curated record.
UGUGCGUCUCACCGGAAGUCUGACGUCGCACAGCAUUAUGUCAAAAAUAAAAAUCUACAUUCGAGGAAGUCAGAAGGUUACUGUAGCUAAAGAUUGAAGAGUGGAAUUAGACAAAUAUUGUCGUUUUGUCGAAAAUAACCUUUAUCGAAAACACCUGAAUACCACUGCAAUGGCCGAGGAAAACAUCUUCCUUUUCGUUCCGAAUUUGAUCGGCUAUGCCCGCAUCGUGCUGGCUCUGCUUGCCUUCUACCUGAUGCCAUGCUGUCCCGUACCAGCUGUGUUCUUCUACCUGCUCAGUGCCCUCCUGGAUGCCUUUGAUGGGCACGCCGCCCGCGCCCUCAACCAAGGCACUAAGUUUGGUGCGAUGCUGGACAUGUUGACAGACCGCUGUGCCACCAUGUGUCUCCUGGUCAACCUAGCUCUGCUUUAUCCCUCCUACACCUUCCUCUUCCAGAUCAGCAUGAGCCUGGACAUCGCCAGCCACUGGCUCCACCUGCACAGCUCAAUGAUGAAGGGAUCCACCAGCCACAAGGCCAUUGAUCUAUCUGGAAACCCCAUUCUUCGCCUCUACUAUACUUCCCGUCCGGUGCUGUUUGUCAUGUGUAUGGGGAACGAGCUCUUCUUCUGCCUGCUCUACGUCUCCUACUACAUUGAGGAACCCCAUGUGUGGCUGCAGUGGCUGCUUGGUGUCUGUGCCGUGGUGUGUGUGCUGAAGUCUGCCAUCAGCGUUCUGCACCUGAUCACUGCCUCCAGGAACAUGGCUGCCAUCGACGUGUCCGACCGUGAGAGGGAGAGGAGCAAGGCCGAGUGAGAGGAGGGGGGAGGUGCAUCUCAAUAGUCUAAAGUGGCUUCCUUUCCUCGUGUCCUUUCCUUUCCAUCUGCACUGAUCGGAAAACAAGCGAUUGGUGAAAACAGUAAGGUGGAUGCCUACAAGUCAAUACUGCUUACCCAUCCAGUUAUUUCACAUCAGACGAGAGAAAGGAUUGGAGAUGAGGAGAGGAAGCCACUAGACUAUUGAGAUGCACCCUGUGUCCCAAAAGUCUCAAAUAACCCACUUUUUUUAGUCGCCGCUUGAGCACUGAUAGGAAAGGACGUGAAAUCAUUGGGUGGGAAAAAACGUUAGUGAUAUCGAAGGGAAGGAGACAAGAAAAUUAAGCAAGGAAAUGAGGAUAUUUGAGAGGAUUGGGACACAGACAGAAAGCAGAGUCAGAGUUGCUGUGUUUGUUGAAUAGAGUUGAAGGUGUGAGAACAAAUAUUAUUGUGUGAUGUAGCAAAGAUGGAGGUAAGCUUAGUCAGGGGACCUUUUUAAAAACCAAACUGAUGAUGGUUAUUUAUUUUAGUUAGAAUAUUGUAACAACUUAAACCUUCUGUUAUCAAAGCCUACUUGUAUAGUGUUGUAAAGCCUGACAUUAUAACCGGUGUCACCUUGAAAAAGUAAACCGUGGUGGUAUAUUUUUGUAUGCGAGCAAAUCAUCGCAGGCUUUAAUAUUGUCUAGCUAACUAGCCAACACGAAUCACUUUCCACCACACCUUAUUUAGUAGACUUCAUAACCAAGGGUUUGAGCGAUACGUGUUAUCUUGAAAUACUCUUUUUUUUCUAAGUGGUAACGUCCAAGUCACUACUAUUGAUGUUCCUAUUAAUAUUUAAAUUCCUAUGGUUGUUUUUAUUGUUCUCUGUCGUCAUCAUCAGUAACGAUUUGAAAUGGUCUUUACAGCUUUUACUUUUCUUUUUUUGUUCUCAUUAUUUCUUCUUUUUUUUUUACUGUGGUAAUCAAAGCCAAUGACAUUUUAUUUGUCACAUGGACCAAAUACAACAGGUGUAGGUGCUUACCGUGAAAUGUAGAAGUUGCCCAGGCCACAGAUCUAGGAUCAGAUUACCCAACCACAACUCUUAACCUUGACCAUCAGGAGGAUAGCAUAUCUGACCCUGAACCAGUGCUUAGUUGCAACUUGUACCAACUGGUAAUGGUAGGGGCGCAACUUUCACUGGGGACAUGUUUCCUCCCCCCCCCCCCCCCCCCACACACACAUUCUGAAAUGUCAUUUUUGUCGCCCCCAGGUUUUAUCAUUGGAAUGUGAUUAUAAAACGAGGCAAUGGUGUGCUUUAGGACCAUGCGGGACGGCUCCGAGCGGUCGGGUAGACUGUUUGGAGUGGUUAUCUGAAAGGAUUAAAAAAUAUAUAUAUAUAAUAAUAAUAAUUGUCCCCCCCACUUCUAAAAGUUGCGCCCCUGGGUAGUGGUGACUGUAGAGGUGGUGUUGGACUUUUACGUUGCAGUGAUGAUUGGAUGGGGAAGAUGCACACACUUUCUUAGCCAUGUGCGCACACCUUUUUUUGCAGAUACGUGUAUACACACACACACACACACACACACACACACACACACGAGCUUGCCACACACAUACUCAGAUACUUGCUUACAGACAUGCAUUCAUCUAUAAUAUUGGGCACAUUCCUUAGCUCAAGUGAAGACCACCUGAGUAUUAUGUUUUGAGUGUUUGUUAUAAAUAUUAUUCGACAAGCUUUUCUAUCAUCACUGUGUGACCGUGUGUACUAUAUAUAUAUAUAUAUAUAUAUAUACUGUGGCUGAUCUGUUUUAUCGUCAACCAUUAGAAACUAGGUUUGGAGUGGGGUGACGUUGCUAUCAGCCAGGUGGCGUCAAAGGUCUCUAGUUCAUUUGAGUUCAACAAGACGUUUGGGAGAAUGUGCUGUGUACUUUGGGUCAUUGCGAAGGUGGGAGGGAGGAGCACAACAAAACAAAACCAAGCCAUGUAAGAUCUACGAUAACAUCUGUAAAUACAUUGUGGGUGUCUGUGUAAGAAAGGUGUUUUUAGGUUUUAUUUCCAUGCAGUGCCUCCGGCUUGCAGAUAUUGUUCAGAAUGUCUUUGUCAACGGUAAUAGAUGAAAAGGUAAUAAAGACAUCUUUGAACCAA